AUGAUAAUUCUGUUGGUAUUUUUAAUACUGGCUUUGGACAUAUCUUAUACACAAGCUUUUCCGGAAACUGGAAAUAAGAUCAAAUCUAGAACUUUUCUGUCAACCGAGUUUGUGUUGGGGCCAGGAUCAGUUGCGAGCAAAACAUACUAUGAUAUUGACUUCCCAAGAGGUCAUAUUGCUCUCAAGAGUUUUAAUGCUGAAGUAGUUGAUCAGGCUGGGAAUUCUGUACCUCUUUAUGAAACUUACUUUCACCACUGGCUUGUGGGAAAGUACCAUGAGCAUCGCCCAUCAGGCCGUAACUUUUCGCGAAACAAUGGAUUAUGCCAGGGUCAAAUUCUUGGACAGUAUUUUGGCCUUGGAUCUGAAACACGAAAAACAGCUACACAUAUUCCAGAUCCUUUUGGAAUAGAAACUGGCAACCCUGCUGAAAUUCCUGAAGGAUAUCAGGAGAAGUGGUUUCUUGCUGUCCAUGCAAUCGAUACACGGGGUGUGGAAGAUAGGUUGGGGUGCACUGAAUGCUGGUGUGAUCUGUACAAUGUCACAAUUGAUGAAGAUGGAAACCCUAUAAGGCCAGAAUACAAGGGAGACACAGUGCAAAGUCAGACAGGGUUUUCAGGGGGCAGGAGGAGCUUCUACCUGCGAUACAUGGUGAAAUGGGUUGAUUGGGAUAGUUCCAUCAUUCCCGUUAAAGUCUUUGUGUUAGAUGUUACUGAUACUGGAAAAAGGCUCCAUGGAUCAACAGGAAUUAGUCCAGAGAAUGGCUGCCAAAUUGAGUAUGAAGUUGAGUCUUGCACUGCUACUGAUCCAGCUAGUCAAGCGUGCAUUGACAUCAAAAGAAAUAGCCUCACCAUGCCAACCGGUGGUUAUGUCAUUUAUGCUGUCGCCCACCAGCAUGCUGGUGGGAUCGGUUCAACUCUGUAUGGACAGGACGGGCGUGUUAUAUGCACUUCAAUACCAAUUUAUGGAAAAGGAAACGAGGCAGGAAAUGAGGAUGGUUACAUUGUAGGAAUGUCCACCUGUUAUCCUGAACCAGGCUCGGUCAAGAUAAUAGCUGGGGAGAAUCUGACUCUGGAAUCCAACUACAAUAGUACUAACAAGCACAUAGGAGUCAUGGGGCUUUUCUACAUUUACAUAGCAGAACAGACGCCAAAUGUGACUCUCACACAUGCUCCUGUUCAGAUUCACGAAAACAUGAAAUUAACAGCUUAUGGUUGGUCAGUAGUGGCUUUCAUUGGACUAGCAGUGACUACUGCUAUUGCUGUAUAUUCUUGGCUAAAGAAAAGGAGAGAAGGUGGCUACAAGCCAGUUCCUAAAUGA
Molecule: messenger RNA, 1317 nt
Organism: Dovyalis caffra
Lineage: Eukaryota; Viridiplantae; Streptophyta; Magnoliopsida; Malpighiales; Salicaceae
Source: the annotation of a GenBank genome assembly